AAUCUCCGUUCAGUCUUUCCCUGGCUUCACCAUCCACCGCCCAAAACCCUAGCGGCCGUCCACUUUCCUACCCCUGCCGCCGCCGCCGCCUCCGCCUCUCCCCACCAGCCACCGGGUCCAACCGACCAAGUCGCGCACGAUGGCGACCUCCUCGCGUCUCGGCGGUGCCCGCCUCCCCUCCGGAUCCACAUCCUCCAUCAUUGCCGGGGCCGUGAGCGGCUACCACUUGCUCAAGGUCGACGGCUACUCGCGCACCAAGGAGCUCCCCAAUGGCGAGUGGAUCGACUCUUGCCCGUUCCAGGUGGGAGGCCGCACAUGGCAUCUUCGUUACUAUCCCAACGGGGACAAGUCCGAGUACAUCGAUUACAUAUCCCUCUUUCUCACACUCGAUGAUACCGUAGCCAAGGGCGAGACCGUGAAGGCACAAGUUAAGUUCAGCUUAAUCGACCAAGACGGGAAGCCGGUGCCGCUGCAUACCUUGACUACCAAGAUCAGAGACUUUUUGGUGGGUAAAAGUUGGGGAUUCCAGAAGUUUAUGAAAACGGAGGAAUUGGAGAAAUCAGAGCAUCUCAAGGACGAUUCCUUCACUGUAAAGGUCGAUGUCGCUAUGAUGAGCGAGUUCCAUGCGCAGGAGACACCAUCCAUCCCGGUGCCACCGUCUGACUUGCACCAGCAUUUGGGGAUUCUCCUGUCGAGCAAGGCGGGCGUCGAUGUCGAAUUCCGAGUCGGCGGGGAGACAUUUUCGGCCCACCGGUUGGUGCUAGCGGCGCGGUCUCCAGUCUUCAGAGCAGAAUUCUUCGGUUCGAUGAAGGAGGGAACCACCACUGAGGCCAUACCCAUAGAUGACAUGGAGGCGCAAGUGUUUAAUGCUCUGCUUACUUUCAUGUACACUGAUACGUUGCCAGAUAUGAAGCAACAAGAAGAAUCUGCCAUGGCUCAGCAUUUGCUUGUUGCAGCAGAUAGGUAUGAUUUGGAGAGGCUGAAGCUGAUUUGUGCAGAUAAGUUGUGCAAGCAUAUCGAUACUAGCUCCGUGGCGACCAUCUUGGCAUUGGCGGAGCAGCACCACUGCCAGGAGCUUAAGGCAGCAUGCUUGGUGUUCCUCAGCUCACCGACGAAUCUGGAUGCAGCCAUGGAGUCUGAAGGCUUCGACCUUUUAACCAAGAGCUGCCCUGGUGUUAUGAAGGAUUUCCUCGUGUCCCAGGUUGUUCCUAGUUUACUUGGGAAAAGAAAAUCAAAGGCAUGAACAUGAGGUUUCGAUCAUGAUGCCAUUCACAAUCAUCAGUCCAGAAAGUAACAACAGACUCUGCAAAUCUGCGUGCUAUCCAGUAUUAGUAGUUUUAUGUGUAGUCUUGUUCUCACAAGGAUGCAAUGUACGUUAGUGCUUUUUUGUUUGGUCGUCAUAUCCUUUGCGGAGAACUAUUAAUGGUUUGACAAGCUAUGUACAAAGCAAGAACCAUGUGUGCUAAUUAGUGAUCAGUUAGUUCAGACCUUGUAAGCCUUUCAACUAGUUGCCCUUUACAU
Triticum aestivum (bread wheat) is the source of this 1521-nucleotide messenger RNA. Its product is annotated as BTB/POZ and MATH domain-containing protein 1-like. Gene Ontology annotation, molecular function: protein binding. Bases 140 to 1243 code for a protein of 367 amino acids. The transcript has a single exon. Lineage: Eukaryota; Viridiplantae; Streptophyta; Magnoliopsida; Poales; Poaceae. Gene Ontology annotation, biological process: protein ubiquitination. The record is from RefSeq and is a predicted model, not a curated record.